AUGGGUUCGCCCUCGCCAACCACAGAAGUCUCGCUCUUCAAUGACUCGACCCUCUCCGACGUCAAGAUUCGCCAAAUCUACAAAGGCAACGCCAAGGAGUACUUUGCGCACAAAGCCAUCUUGUGUGCACAAUCCAAGUGGUUCAUGCGGGCCUUCACUGGUCAAUUCAAGGAGGCCACUGCUGAUGUUAUCGAAAUGAACGACGACGACCCCGAUAGCUUCGAGCUCAUGUUGCGGUUCUUUUACACCCCAGGAGACAAGCUGGGACCGAUAUGCGAGCUCAGCGGAGGCACCAAAGACGCACCCUCAGCGGUAGACAUCCAGGAGUACCUUCUAGACCCGCUCGAGCUUUACGCCCUCGCCGAUAAGUACGAUGCUCCAGCGCUGUGCACGAAUGUCACCAGAACCUUGAGCAAAAAUCUACUGAAGGCGUGGUUGAGCGGCCCACAGUUAAGCAGUAUCAUCCGCAAACAUUACGAUACCUGUAUCACGGUUGGUAAUUCGAUGAGCGGUUGCAUCACUGCGCAUAUCAUUAAUCGUUAUAUGUCAUGGCUGGCGACAGACGAGGAAGCGUCUAUCUUGCUCAGAGAGUAUCCGACAUUCUCUGUCGACAUGAUCUUAUCACUUCGGAAAAACAGCAAGAUCGUGUUGCCUGUUCCUGCGUAA
Alternaria ethzedia is the source of this 666-nucleotide messenger RNA. RefSeq lists its product as uncharacterized. Gene Ontology annotation, molecular function: protein binding. Lineage: Eukaryota; Fungi; Ascomycota; Dothideomycetes; Pleosporales; Pleosporaceae. The record is from RefSeq and is a predicted model, not a curated record. The transcript has 3 exons. Bases 1 to 666 code for a protein of 221 amino acids.